Molecule: messenger RNA, 3574 nt
Organism: Gadus chalcogrammus (walleye pollock)
Lineage: Eukaryota; Metazoa; Chordata; Actinopteri; Gadiformes; Gadidae
Gene: hnf1a
Product: HNF1 homeobox a
Exons: 10
Coding region: 265-1992 (575 amino acids)
Biological process (GO): insulin secretion; pancreas development; regulation of transcription by RNA polymerase II
Cellular component (GO): nucleus
Molecular function (GO): RNA polymerase II cis-regulatory region sequence-specific DNA binding; DNA-binding transcription factor activity, RNA polymerase II-specific
Source: RefSeq, a predicted model, not a curated record
UUUGAGGCAAAACAGCCACUCCAGGAGUCGAACCCGGGCAGCUCAGGGACACACGACCAGAGACGGCGAGUCAUGAGGACCCUACAAUAAACCAAAGUAUCUCCCUUCUUCUCUUGGAACAGGUGCUGACCAGCGAUUGCGGAUCUAAUGGGGCCAAAGGUUGAGGCUCAGUGGUCGCCCUAGCCCGUGCACAUGCCCGACGCGUGUGUGUGUGCGUGUGUGUGUGUGCGUGUUUGGAGGUAAACGAAUCAACCGUCUGCUGCAAUGGAGGGAGAGGAGAGGAAGUGUAGGAGCGAGCGCGAGCCGUUUGGAGGGGCCCGGCUGUCCGCCUUGCAGGAGCAGCUGAUCUGGGCCCUGCUGGGCUCCGGGCUGUCCCGGGAAGUCCUGGUCCAGGCCCUGGGCGAGCUGGAGCGGGACCGGCAGACCCCGGACGGGACGGCGAGGGACAAGGGCGAGAAGGGGGAUGGAGAGAGCUCGGAGGGAGAGAUAGAUUUUGCGCCGCCGAUCUUCCGGGAGCUGGAGCAGCUUCCCCCAGAAGAGGCGGCCAGGCAGAGGGCUCUGGUGGAGCAGCUGCUACAGAACGACCCAUGGCGGGUAGCUAAGGUGGUGAAGAGCUACAUGCAGCAGCACAACCUCCCGCAGAGGGAGGUGGUGGAGUCCACAGGCCUCAACCAGUCCCAUCUGUCCCAGCACCUCAACAAAGGCACGCCAAUGAAGAACCAGAAACGAGCUGCCCUGUACAGCUGGUACGUCAAGAAGCAGUGUGAGAUUAGCCAGCAGUUCACCAAUGCCCGCCAUGGCCUUGCGUCCCUGGACGAGCAGGGAGAGGAGACCAAGAAAGGCCGCAGAAACCGGUUCAAGUGGGGGCCUGCCUCCCAACAGAUCCUGUUCCACGCCUACGAGCGGCAGAAGAACCCAAGCAAGGAGGAGAGAGAGGGUUUAGUGGAGGAGUGCAACCGGGCGGAGUGUAUCCAGAGGGGUGUCUCUCCGUCUCAGCUGGCCGGUCUGGGCUCCAACCUGGUCACAGAGGUGCGCGUCUACAACUGGUUUGCAAACCGCCGCAAAGAAGAGGCCUUCCGCCAUAAACUGGCCCUCGAUACCCCGUACUCCAGCCAAUCAGUGGGCGGCGUGAACCCCCUCCCACCGCCCAGUCCUAACCAGGGUGUCUUUUCUGGUAUAUUCUCAGUUAUUACUCCAGGAAUGAAGUACAGUCAACAAAGCCAAUGUGACAACAUGGGUUCGGUCCGGGGCGGCGGCGGUGGUGGGGACCGGGGUCUGCGCUUGGGAUCCAGCCCCGUCCAACUCGAGCCCAGCCACACACUCCUGGACAUGCAUCAUUCUAAAAUAGUAUCUAGCAGUGGCCCCCUGCCUCCGGUGAGCACACUGACAUCGCUGCACAACCUGUCGGCCUCGCCUGCGCCGUCCCAGGGUCUGAUAAUGGCCUCCCUGCCCAGUGUCAUGAGCCUGGGGGAGUCCUCUCUCCUCAUAGGGCUCACCUCUACUCAGUCGCAGAACUUACCUGUCAUCAACAACAUGGGAGGGAGUUUCACCACCCUGCAGCCCAUCUCCUUCCAGCAGCAGCUCCACACCUCUCCCCAGCACUCGCUCCCCAGCCACAUGGGGACCAGUCCCUUCAUGGCCACCAUGGCCCAACUGCCCUGCCACAUGUACAGCAAGUCUGACAUGCCACAUUACUCAUCAUCCAGCCUUCUCUCACAAGCAAUGCUGAUCACAGACAGCAGCUUCGGGGCUUUGACCAGCCUUGCGGCUGUCCGACAGCUUUUAACAGCAGAUCCUGACGACCAAUCAGAGCCCCCCAUGGCAGAAGAGACUCUGCAUCUGCAGGCAAACACGCCCACACAAGAUACAGAGGACCUAGAGCUCUACCCAGCCUCUCAGAGCACAGAAAGCCACACAUCUCAUCUCCUCUCACCUUCACCGACCAAUAUCAGCCCCUACAUUCCCACGCAGAUGGCCUCCUCCCCUCAGUAGAGCCUCCUGCAUGGCAGGAUUAACCUGGCAUCGCUCAGCCCCCCUUUGAACUCACAACGAUCUGAAUGAAGCCACAACCACAGUAGAUGGAUUUUUCACUGGUCAACCCUCGUCCAAACUUAACACGUUGUAUUACGACACAAAUGAACAAAGAAAAAAGUGGGUUGAUUUUUUUUAUAACAAGACAAAAUAAAUAAAUCAUGAAAAUGCAAUUUUUUAUUACAAAUAAAUGUAUAUGGUAUGCUUAAUUGAUACAUGACUGACUCAAACAUCAUUAUCCAAAACGUUUGUACAAGCACUGACAUAACCUCAGUUACUGAAACGCAACAUCAAAAGCAAAAUCUUUUUUUCUUCAAAACUAUUGUAUUUGGAGGCAGUUUGACAGGAUUACAAAAAACUGCAUUCAGAAGCGGCCCUUAAACCUCUGUGCUCUCAUCAACAGCUUUGCGUUUUCUUCUCCUUUUCCGUUUCACCUUUGCUUGGGCACUGCCCUCCUGCUCUUGUUUCUCCGCCGUCUCUCUGCCGUCUUUCCCAGGUUGCAGAGAAGAUUUAUCAGGUAUAGACUUUGCAGACUUGGUCUUCAAUCGAUCUUGCUUUUUUCCUUUUUUGAGAGUAGGGCUCUCCUCUGCUCGACAUUUUUGGUCUUUAAAAUCUGUUCUGACACUUUCAUCUUCACAUUCAGUUGCUUUCUUUUUCUUCUUCUUCUUCUUCUUGGGCAGAGGGCACUCAGUCUUAUCUUCCUUGCUCUGUCCUGAUGGGUCCUCAACAUCAACCUUCUUCGUGGUAACCUCCCAUACUGGUGGUCGCAGGACUUCAUCUGCAGACACCACUGCCUCCCUUAUCCUCAUGUCCAUCUCUCCGUCGCUUUCGCUGUCGGCCACAGCAAGUAAAAAUGGAUGUCAACAUAAAUUGAAGUCGGAUUGAGAUCGAUACUGCAGAAUUAAGGUAAAAUCCCAUGUUUGUUGGUUAAUUCCACGCAAAUGUUUUUUACCUUGAGCUGGGAACACGCCGGCGUUUCACAGGACAUAGUGGUUCAUCAAAUCUUUGACCUUGGUUCGAUGUUGCAAACAGUUUGAAGCCUGUGACAAAAAAUGGUCAUCACAGUUGUUAUAAAGCCAAGUAGCCUAUCAACAAAAGGAACAUACUGCAUAUUGCAAAAAACGCACCAAGAUCAUCAUCCUCCAACGUGCUUGAGCUCUGGUGAGAUACAGCUCCUGCUGGCUUCUCUGAAAUAAAACUGAUGAGCAAAAUGUGUUACGUGAAUGAUUUUAUGAUAAGAAAGUGUUGAUCAUUAUGAGCAAAAUAUUUGAUCAAACCAAUGUACCCGUCAAGCAUAUGCUCCAACUUUUUGGCGACGUGUGCACGAAACUCUGGUGUCACCUGCAGCUCAUUACAGUCAUGUUGAUGGUCGGACACAAUCAACCUGUGGAGACAGCCCAAUGUGACUAUACAUCAUUCCCUUCAUUAUUUCGAAUAACAAUGUAUAGAGAGUGAGUGCAAACACUUUCAAAAGGGGACCCUCAUUGCACCUGGGUGAUAGCAGCUAUAUACCGGUAGCUCGACAGUCUAAUCGUACUGAAUA